Messenger RNA from Aspergillus pseudoviridinutans, 2214 nucleotides. Its product is annotated as putative cholinesterase. The record is from RefSeq and is a predicted model, not a curated record. Bases 1 to 2214 code for a protein of 737 amino acids. The transcript has a single exon. Lineage: Eukaryota; Fungi; Ascomycota; Eurotiomycetes; Eurotiales; Aspergillaceae.
AUGCAGCUGAAAUCUUUGGCUGUUCGACUGCUUUUUUGCUCGCUGGUAUCUGCAGCACCUUCGCCUCCCAAUAAUGGGUGCAAAGCUCCAGGAGGUCCCCCUCAGAUCAAUUCUCUGAGUACUUUGCAAACGUUGAAGUACAAUAAUCUGGGCUCUGAAAACAACGGUACGGCCGCGGUUCUGAUUUAUGGUCGAUUGAGCUACGGUCAGGCGCAGGUGCAGUGUGCUGCCAUCGGGGAAAGCCUGUACUCACUGCAGGAUGCGACCGAAACAAACCGGACCGAACUUCAGUAUCAGUUCAAUUAUCUCAUUCAUAAUGGCGAUCUCCAGAGGAGCGACCAGGUAUGGGUUUCAAAAUCAUCCCCAGAGGACUGCUCUGCCUAUUCUCUCAGCCGCAAGGAGACUGUGAGCAUCCCUUGCCAUAUGCAGCUGCCCGCACUUUGUACGUCCAAGGUCCCUCCCACCACAGACACGAACAGAGCUGUUGUCGAGUCAUCCAAGAUCUCGGUAAUGCAUCAAGAUUACACUUUCACUGGAUAUCGCGACGCACGUUCAUUCCGAUUCGUGGGUGUUCCUUUUGCCAACCCCCCUGUCAAAGACCUGAGAUUUGCACCGCCUCAGCCGUACAGUGGUCCCAAGAAGCUUGAUGCUACCAAAUUCUCCGACUCUUGCGUCCAGUCAGUCUCCGGCUUUGGUACCCUGGGCAACGGUGGCAUCUCCGAGGACUGUUUGUAUCUCAACAUCUACACCCCUGUGCUUCCUGCGCAUGGGGCCCGCAACCCUCUGCGCAAACCAGUGGCCGUCUACUUCUACGGAGGUGCGUUUACCAAAGGUAGUGCGUCCAUGAUCGACUACGACGGGGGCAACUUUGCAAGUCGCAACGACGUUGUUGUGGUGACGGUCAACUACCGUCUCGGCGCUCUGGGCUGGCUCGCGACUGGCAGUCUCACGACAGGGAGCUAUGGCAUCCGCGACCAAAUUCUCGCCCUUGAAUGGAUUAACGAGUACAUUGAAGCGUUCGGUGGCGACAAGUCCCGAAUUACGAUCUUCGGUCAGUCAGCAGGCGGCCAGAGUGUGACUGCCUUGCUAUCGUCCAGCGCAGCCAAAGGCUUAUUCUCCGGUGCGAUCGUUCAGUCUGCCCCGCUGGAUCUGCCAUGGUAUACCCGCGAGGUAUAUGAGAAAAUUGUCGCGCCGGGGGUCGCCAAGGCUGUCGGCUGCGGACAGGGCAACCAAACCGUCUCCGAAGAGAAGCUGCUGUCCUGUCUGCGCUCGGUGCCUGCAUCGGCCUUCCUCGACAACAGGACCGAGUUCCAGUCCGCCAUGGCGGCUGUGAACAAGCAAGUCGCCAACGGUUUCCUCCACGUGUCGACACUGCUAGCCUCCAUUGAGCCCCUGAUGCCCAUGGUCGACGACUCGGGAAGCGGCGUGAUCGACGACCAGUUCUACACCCUGCUUGCCGACAACACUCUUCCCAACCGUGUCCCAACCAUGUUCACCACCGUCACCGACGAAGCCAGCCUCUACGUGGCCAACUCCGUCCCACAAAUCGAGGCCACCACCACAAACCUCAACCUCCUCUUCGGCGUUGCAUACCCCACCGACCUAGCCAAGUCUCUCGCUGCAUCCAACGCCUUCCCGCUCAAUCCCUCCGACCCAGACACAGUCCGCAACGUCGCCGCCCAAGCACUGACCCACAGCGAAUGGACCUGCCCGCAAGCCCAUCUUCUCGCCAACGGCGGCGCCACCGCCUUCCCAGCCCUCUACGAKGUCGAAAUCACCCACGGCCACAUCCAAAGCAAAGCCGGCGUCCCGGCCAUCUGCUCCCCAAACACCGACUACAACGCCACCUGCCACUCCGCCGACGUCCUCCCCGUCUGGGGAACCCUCAACAGCAAGUCCCGCAACGUAGACCCGUACUACGACACCACGGACCUCCUCCACUCGCAGCUCCUCGACGACGUCUUCGGCUCCUUCUUUCGAACCCGCAACCCGAACCCCGACCCGGAGAUGCUCCGCGUCCGUGGGCCCGCCUACGCCGCGACGUACGAAAUCUUCGGAAAGAACGGGUAUUAUGUUCCUCCGUAUCACCCAGAGCAGCGUAAUGUCAGCCUGCUCGAUAUGCCGCCUACCUGGACGCAGAACCCGCAGGGCACGGACAAGUGCAAGGUGUUUGAGCAGUAUGGGUUUACUUUCCAGCGGGCGUCCCUUGCCUGA